GCGGCGGCGGCGGUGGAAGCGAGGCCCCUCCCUCAGAUCGGAAGCUCCGGGGCUGAGGCUGGGGCUCGGACCUGACCCACCCUCUCCAGUCUCCAGCGCCAGCCCCAGCCCCGACCUCUUUCCUCGCGCCGCCGAAGGCCGGGCGGGGGCGGGACCGGGGUGCAGGCUGGGAGCGCAGAGCUGGACCCCGACCGGGAGGCGACCCCUAGUCAGGGAAGGCAAGCACCUCAGGCACCCCCUCCCCCUUCAAAAGACACACCCCAGUCUCAGGGCGGGGCGGGGUGCGGAGGCGCUCCCAGCCUCUGGAUGGCAAGACCUCGGUAUCCAGGCUGCACCUCCACCCGUGGCCUCUCCGAGGUGGCCCUCCUGUGGCUCUUUGGGCGGCUCACACCGAGGGUAGUUCCCGUCUCCGGGAACCCCGGGGUUCCUUUUGUCUCUAUCAGCUGAAACUAGGGGCCAGAACUGUAGGCAAACACCCACCAGCACUGAAGCACUCCGGUCCUUAUCCCUUUGCUGCCUCAGAAGGCAUUCUCCCCAGCAGCCUUUUCUCCGGCCACUGUAGUGGAUUCCAUUCCCGACCGUCAUGCCCAGACCUUCAUCCUUGGCGCAGAGAAGGAACGAUUCACGUUCUGUUUGUGUUGGGGUUUAUCAUUCAGAUAAGAAUAUUCCCCUCCCUCACUUUUUGAAAAACUACUUCCCAUCCGGCCGCAACCCUGGUAAUCUUCUAGAUUUCCCAAACUAUCCACAAAGAGAUGUGGCUACUGUAGGAACAGUCCUUGAACUGGCUGACUUGCAAGUGAAUAGUUCUUCCUUAACUGGAGCUGUUCUACCAAUCUAGUACGAAAGACCUUUUUGGCCAGAGUUAAGGAUGUUACUAUAGGCACAUAAGCAUUUCCCCCUCUCUCUGCAGUGAGGUUUUAAAAAUCUCGGGUAUCUUGACUGAAAUGUGUGGAGCAUAAUCAUAGAGGAAUAAAAAUAGAGACAGAAAAAUGUAAUUAUGACUUGAUGGGUAAAUUGUCCAACUUUUUGAAAGUGCCGAAGGUGAAGUAUAUGGACUUUUGAGAUCAAUUAAACUGGUAACUUGUAUCCUUGGUAAGUAAGCUUUUAAUUUAUGGUGUUUUGCACUAAGAUGUUUCUGUUUGUUUUAUUGUAGUUGCUUGUGGAAAUUGUUCAUUAUCCGGACGUCUUAAAACCAAGAAACCUGUGAACAGGUUCAUUAAGAAUCUACUGUCUUGAAAACACAUUUUAUUAAUGGUUUGAAUUAAAAAGGUGUUAACAGUAGUCUGUCAUUUCUGCCACAUAAAAGACCAUAAUCCGAAACAGUUCCCUGGCUGUUGCCCAGAUGCCUGGAACUGUCAAGGUCUAGUAUUUUGAAUGACUGUUCUUCAACAAGAAUUGUAGAGCUACCUAAGUACUGUGUAAGUGUAGUCUCUUUGAUGACAUUUACCGUAGUGGGCGCCUUUUCUGAAUCUAAUUUUCAGAUACACAGUUCACAGUUGGAAUCUGGAGGGACAUUUUGUACAGACUGAAAGAUUGGACUUUCUCUUCAGUUAUCCAGAUGUGUUGUCUCAUCUGUACACUUGAAACAUCCACAAUCACAUAAACUCCAGAUGUAGCCAUGGAGUUAUGUGAUCCAUCAAGACAUAGGAAGAGUGUUACAGAGUUUUGGAACUAGGCAUUUUUUCUGUCAGUUAAACAAUUAAACUGAUAUAUUCUCUGCUAAUCAAGAAUAAGGAGCCAGAUAAAGCCAUGCAUAUUCUAUUGGCAAGUGGACUCUGUGGCUGUUGAGUUUUCUGUCAUUCAAAGUCAACUUAAUAUGCAAGUUAUGCCUCAAUGGAUGUAAGGACCUGUGUUGAAGUAUCCAGAUUCUAGCCAAUGUCGAAGAUAAGAAACCUAUUAUGACUAAUCCGUGGGAAGAGAAAGUCUGCAAAAUGGCUCAAACCAGUUUACUGCAGGGGAAGCAGUUUUACUGUAGGGAGUGGGUUUUCCACAAGCUUCAGCAUUGCCUUCAGGAGAAAACUAACUGCUGCAAUAGUGCUGUCAACACACCAUCCCUUGUAAUGAAUUCUGGGAAUAAUGCUAGUGUUGUCUCUGGAAAAGGGGCUGCCUGGGGUGUGUUGUUGGUAGGAGGGCCUGGCAGUGGCAAGACGGCCCUGUGUACUGAGCUUUUGUGGCCAAGUUCACCUACAAGCGUGCAGAGAGGUUUACAUCGCCAAGCUUUGGCCUUUCAUUUCUGCAAAGCCCAGGACUCUGAUACUUUGUGUGUCGGAGGGUUUAUUAGAGGUCUUGUUGCCCAGAUCUGCCGCAGUGGACUACUCCAAGGAUACGAGGACAAGCUAAGGGAUCCAGCAGUCCAAAGUCUCCUACAACCUGGAGAAUGUGAGAGGAACCCAGCUGAAGCAUUUAAAAGGUGUGUUCUGCUCCCUCUUUUGGGAAUGAAGCCUCCCCAGCAAAGCCUCUAUCUGCUUGUUGAUUCUGUCGAUGAAGGGUGUAACGUUACUGAAGGUGAACACACGUCUACCAGCUUGUCUGGCACUGUUGCAGAGCUUUUAGCUGGUCACCAUGAAUUCUUUCCACCGUGGCUAUUGCUUCUCUGUUCUGCCCGAAAACAGAGUAAGGCUGUUACUAAAAUGUUUACCGGUUUUCGAAAAAUAAGUUUAGAUGACCUUCGAAAGGCAUAUAUUGUCAAGGAUGUUCAGCAGUACAUUCUUCAUCGUUUAGACCAAGAAGAAGCUUUGCGACAACACCUCACAAAAGAAACUGCAGAGAUGUUAAAUCAACUACACAUUAAAAGCAGUGGAUGCUUUCUUUAUCUAGAACGUGUUCUAGAUGGAGUUGUAGAAAAUUUUAUUAUGUUAAGAGAGAUCCGUGAUAUUCCAGGAACUCUAAAUGGUCUGUAUCUCUGGCUGUGUCAAAGACUUUUUGUAAGAAAACAAUUUGCAAAGGUUCAGCCUAUUUUAAAUGUUAUUCUUGCAGCCUGCCGACCUUUGACCAUAACGGAAUUAUAUCAUGCAGUAUGGACCAAAAAUAUGUCAUUAACCUUGGAAGACUUUCAACGCAAAUUAGAUGUCCUCUCCAAACUUCUUGUUGAUGGACUAGGAAACACUAAAAUACUGUUUCACUAUAGUUUUGCAGAGUGGCUUCUGGAUGUGAAACACUGUACUCAGAAAUAUUUAUGUAAUGCAGCAGAAGGACACAGAAUGUUGGCUAUGAGUUAUACCUGUCAAGCCAAGGAUUUAACACCACUGGAAGCACAAGAAUUUGCGUUGCACUUAAUUAAUUCAAACUUACAGUUAGAAACAGCUGAAUUAGCUCUGUGGAUGAUAUGGAAUGGUACACCUGUCCGAGACUCUCUGUCUACUUUAAUACCCAAGGAACAAGAAGUUCUACAGCUGUUGGUUAAAGCUGGGGCUCACGUCAACAGUGAAGACGAUCGCACAUCGUGCAUAGUCAGACAAGCCUUAGAAAGGGAAGAUUCCAUUCGGACAUUAUUAGAUAAUGGAGCUUCAGUAAAUCAGUGCGAUUCAAAUGGAAGAACAUUACUGGCUAAUGCUGCAUACAGUGGCAAUCUCGAUGUAGUGAAUUUACUUGUCUCUAGGGGAGCAGACUUAGAGAUAGAAGAUGCUCAUGGACAUACACCACUCACCCUAGCUGCUAGACAAGGACAUACCAAGGUGGUUAAUUGUUUGAUUGGGUGUGGAGCAAAUAUUAAUCAUACUGAUCAAGAUGGUUGGACAGCAUUAAGAUCUGCUGCCUGGGGUGGCCAUACUGAAGUCGUUUCGGCCCUACUUUAUGCUGGCGUAAAAGUGGAUUGUGCAGAUGCUGAUAGCCGAACAGCUUUAAGAGCAGCCGCGUGGGGAGGACAUGAGGAUAUUGUCCUGAAUUUGCUGCAACAUGGUGCUGAAGUCAACAAAGCUGAUAAUGAAGGCAGAACUGCUUUGAUAGCAGCAGCAUACAUGGGACAUAGAGAGAUUGUGGAACACCUACUGGACCAUGGAGCAGAAGUAAAUCACGAGGAUGUCGAUGGCCGGACUGCGCUCUCUGUGGCUGCACUUUGUGUGCCUGCAAGUAAAGGGCAUGCGUCAGUUGUUAGCCUUCUCAUCGAUCGAGGUGCUGAAGUAGAUCAUUGUGAUAAAGAUGGCAUGACUCCACUGCUGGUAGCUGCCUAUGAAGGACAUGUUGAUGUGGUUGACUUGCUUCUAGAGGGUGGAGCUGAUGUAGAUCACACAGACAACAAUGGCCGUACACCCCUUUUAGCAGCAGCAUCUAUGGGUCAUGCUUCAGUUGUAAACACGCUUUUGUUUUGGGGCGCAGCUGUGGAUAGUAUUGAUAGUGAAGGUAGGACAGUCCUCAGCAUAGCUUCAGCACAAGGAAAUGUUGAGGUGGUACGUACCCUACUGGAUAGGGGGUUAGAUGAAAAUCACAGAGAUGAUGCUGGAUGGACACCUUUGCACAUGGCAGCUUUUGAAGGUCACAGAUUAAUAUGUGAAGCACUUAUUGAGCAAGGUGCUAGAACAAAUGAGAUUGAUAAUGAUGGCAGAAUACCUUUCAUAUUAGCUUCACAAGAAGGUCAUUAUGAUUGUGUUCAAAUAUUAUUAGAAAGUAAAUCUAACAUUGAUCAAAGAGGUUAUGAUGGAAGAAACGCACUGCGGGUAGCUGCCUUAGAAGGACACAGGGACAUUGUUGAAUUACUUUUUAGCCAUGGAGCUGAUGUUAACUACAAAGAUGCUGAUGGUAGACCCACACUUUAUAUUUUGGCUUUAGAAAACCAACUUACAAUGGCUGAGUAUUUUUUAGAAAAUGGUGCAAAUGUAGAAGCAAGUGAUGCUGAAGGAAGGACAGCACUUCAUGUUUCCUGCUGGCAAGGCCAUUUGGAAAUGGUGCAGGUUCUGAUAACCUAUCAUGCUGACGUCAAUGCUUCAGACAACGAAAAGCGAUCUGCUUUGCAGUCUGCUGCCUGGCAAGGCCAUGUGAAAGUGGUUCAGCUUCUGAUUGAGCAUGGUGCCAUAGUUGACCAUACAUGUAAUCAAGGUGCAACUGCGCUCUGUAUUGCGGCCCAGGAAGGGCACAUUGAUGUUGUGCAGGUUUUAUUAGAACACAGUGCUGAUCCAAACCAUGCUGAUCAAUUUGGACGCACUGCUAUGCGUGUUGCAGCCAAAAAUGGACAUUCCCAAAUAAUUAAAUUAUUAGAAAAAUAUGGUGCAGCUAGUUUAAAUGGUUGUUCUCCAUCUCCUGUUCACACAAUGGAGCAAAAACCUCUCCAAUCGGUGUCUUCAAAAAUGCAGUCCUUAACAAUUAAAUCAAACAGCUCUGGUAGUACUGGUGGAGGGGAUAUGCAGCCUUCAUUGCGUGGUUUACCUAAUGGGCCAGGCCAUGCAUUCAGUUCUCCUUCAGAAUCUCCAGAUUCUACAGUUGAUCGUCAGAAGUCAUCAUUGUCGAACAACUCCCUGAAAAGCUCAAAAAACUCAUCUUUGAGAACUACUUCAUCUACAGCAACAGCUCAAACAGUGCCAAUCGACAGCUUUCAUAACUUGUCAUUCACAGAACAAAUUCAGCAGCAUUCAUUGCCACGUAGUAGAAGUCGACAGUCAGUUGUUUCCCCAUCGUCCACAACGCAGUCCUUAGGACAGAGUCAUAAUUCACCAAGUAGUGAGUUUGAGUGGAGUCAAGUAAAACCCAGUUUGAAGUCAACGAAAGCAAAUAAAGGAGGGAAAUCUGAAAAUUCUAACAAAUCUGGGUCUGGUGGGAAAAAAGCUAAACAGAGCAAUUCUUCACAGCCAAAGGUUUUAGAAUAUGAAAUGACACAGUUUGAUAAGAGAGGCCCCAUAGCCAACUCUGGGACUAGUGUACCAUCUAAACAAAUGCCAGCGGACUCUCAGUGCAAGAUUAUGAUACCUGCGAAUCAGCAGGAAAUUGGUCGCUCUCAACAGCAGUUUCUUAUUCACCAGCAAAGUGGGGAACAGAAGAAGAGAAAUGGAAUAAUGACAAAUCCAAAUUACCAUCUUCAAAGCAACCAGGUUUUUCUUGGUAGAGUUUCAGUCCCACGAACGAUACAAGAUAGAGGGCAUCAGGAGGUGUUAGAAGGGUAUCCUUCCUCAGAGACAGAAUUAAGCCUUAAACAAGCCCUGAAGCUUCAGAUUGAGGGCUCUGACCCUAGCUUCAACUACAAAAAGGAAACGCCAUUAUAAAAGUUUCCUAUUCUGUGAAACAGAAGACGUUAUGAUUGGAGUGGUCCUUAAAGCUACUGGAUGAAAACAUAAAAUGCCUGUUGAUUUGCUGGAAAAAAAAAAAAAUGAAGAAUUUGGUAUCUGCAGUACAGUUACCUUACUUACUGUCAUGUGCCUAAAUAGUAAGGCUGCCUUCUCAGCGUAACCCUCUGUGCUUAAGAAAUUUCAUUUCGUGUGCUUUGUAUUCACUACACAAGAAUAAGCACUUUUUUUUUUUAAUGCAGAUGUAUACUACAGUUCCCUGAUAAAAGCUGAAAAAAAUUUUUGAGUAAAGUAUUUUAAGUUAAGAUUUGAUAAAUGUGCAUGUGCCAUGGUCAAGUCUAUAUGAAAAGGCAGUGUUCUUUGUAUUUAUUUUUUUUUCUUUUUGUGGCAAAAGAAACUUAGGCAUAUUGUUUCAGUCACGUUUGCAUUGUUGUAGUGUAUGGACUGUUUUCUUGUAUCUUUAAAAAUAAUGUUGCUCAAUAAAGUAAAUUUUGCAACUGUUUUAUGUUCACUACAGCUGCAUUGGAUAAAAAUAAGUUUCUAUAUAGAUGCCAUAUUGAGGUAAAAAAUGGUUUAUUGAAUUUUUUUAAUUCUAGUAUUUUAGGGAGCUGCUGUAAGUAGUUUAAAUCUGGAUUUUCCAAGUAGAAUCCUCAUCUUUGCUAAAAGUGUCCAAAAUGGAAACAAACGCCAGAUUGCAGGCAGAACAAAGUUCUGUUUCAUUCACUGGGUUGCUAUUUCACCUUCCACUCACUUGUCACUCCACCUCCAAGAAGACAGACUAUCAUUCCUGAGGCGUGAAAAUUCUCAGGGAAAAAUCCAUGCCUCAGUUGCAUGUGUGUACAGAAGGCGAUGCACCUGAGGGUAGAUUUUGGAUCCCUGAACAAUUCAUUGACCCUAUGUCCCUCUUCCUUCCAGUUAAAGAACGUGUAAUUGACCAUUAUAACUGUUAAUGCUAGUUUCUCUCUCAGCGGCUUUUAUUUUGUAAAUCACUGCAUGACCAAAAGAGCCCCCACUCAAAGUCAGUUGGAUCAAUUUUGAUAGUUUAGUUGGAUGAAUAUUCUUGAUGAGAUAUGUACUGUCCUUCACAGAUUAUACCACUAACCCAUCCGUCGUAGCACACAUGUGUUUUUUUUAUUGUGAUUUGAUAAAUAAUAGUGAUGGAUUUGCACUGUUCUAUUUACAUACUCUUUCCUAGUCUUUUGACAGUUGCGUGCAGGGUGGCUCAAUGCCAGGGUUAAGGGGGAAGUCUCUGACCAAAAAAGCAAAGUUGACUGGUUCAACUGAGCAUGUGACCCGCAGCCUUGGCCUCCUGGAUGCACUUAAACCAGUGGUGCUAACGUUAGGUGGGUGGUGUGUGUAUGUCUGGAAAGAUUAGCACAGUUGUUUAGAAACCAAGGUUGUGGGUUUGAUCUUUGAAUGAGCGCUGUUAAUCUUAGAAAACAAACAAAAAAUUCUAUUCUUUCCAUUGCCGUCGAUGUGGAGGAAUGAAGAAAGAGAAUUUGGAGAUUCAGCACAAAGCCAUUGCUACUACCAGAAAAAUCUUUAUAA
This is a messenger RNA of Loxodonta africana (African savanna elephant), 7757 nucleotides long. It is a transcript of the gene ANKRD50, whose product is annotated as ankyrin repeat domain containing 50. The transcript is spliced from 4 exons. The coding region runs from base 1899 to 6188 and encodes 1429 amino acids. Gene Ontology annotation, molecular function: protein binding. NCBI's taxonomy places the organism in Eukaryota, Metazoa, Chordata, Mammalia, Proboscidea, Elephantidae. The record is from RefSeq and is a predicted model, not a curated record.